Saccostrea cuccullata (small rock oyster) is the source of this 6886-nucleotide messenger RNA. RefSeq names its product serine/arginine repetitive matrix protein 2-like. The transcript has 6 exons. Lineage: Eukaryota; Metazoa; Mollusca; Bivalvia; Ostreida; Ostreidae. The coding region runs from base 1 to 3831 and encodes 1276 amino acids. The record is from RefSeq and is a predicted model, not a curated record.
AUGGCGUCCGACGAUGAGGAUGAUUUGGAAGCUCUGAGACUUGCAGCUUUAGCUUCUUUGAAAAGGAAUAAGGAUGUUUCCUCAGAAAGCCAAAUAAAGCAGGAGUCCCCGUCACUACCAUCAUCUAGUCAGGUUACUUCACAACAAAGUACAAGUUACUCAACAUACCAGCCCCUUAAUCAUCCUCCAUCCGCCCUGCCCCAGCCUAACCAGUUCUACCAGGGCAAUGUGAGAGGGAGGGGGAGCAAUAGACGUCCAUUUAGGGGUGGUAAGGGUAGAGGAGGAAGCUGGAGCAAUGCUCAGUCAGGGCCCAGGUCUUGUUUGAUUGUCUUGACUCAGGAAGAGCCAAAAAAGGAGGAGUUCAGGGCAGGCUUACCUGAAAAUACAGGGCCUCUGGAUUCAGGUCAACCAACCAAGCCAAAGCUGUUACUGCCACAGGAUAAAUGGGCAUCCUUAGGACUUUCUGAUGAAAACAGUCAAUCCUCUCUGUCAAGCCGACCAAAAGAUAAGUUUUCAAGAUAUGAUGACACAGACACCGACUCAGAUGAAGGAUCAGAGGUCCAGGAUUCAUCUGACGAGGAAGAAAAGGACAAUCACAGUGACAAAGAAAAUCAGAAAAGUCUCUCGAAUGUAGAGGAGGCAGAAAAUAGCCCUGAAAACGGACAUAAUGAUUCAAGGUCACCUUCUCCAGACCACACAAGAAGAAGGCGUGGGUCUGACUCUUCAGAGAAAAGGCGUUCAGAGUCACCUAAAUCUGCCAAGAAUCAAACAGAGGAUAAUUCCUCAAGCUCAACUGAGAGGUCCACUAGCAGCAAUUCUUCAAGAUCAAACUCCCCGGCUAGUUCACGAGAGAGUUCUCCUUCAAAAUCAAGACCAAGUUCUCGUGCUAGUAGGUGUUCUAAAAGUAGUUCACAAUCUGCUGCCAGACCAAGUUCACCAAUUGGAAGACAUUCUAAAGACAGUUCACAUUCAGAAUCAAGAUCUGCCCAGAUAAGAUCUCGAAAAGACUCGAGAGGAUCUCAUAAAAGUGCCUCAUUAUCACCCUCUCAAAGACAAAAGAAUGUGACUUCAUCAUCACCAGUGUCAGGAGAUAUCAAAAGUGCAGACAGAAGCCUGGAGAGGCAGGGAACUUCAAGAAAUUUAUCUCUUAAAUCUACUUCUCCGUCUUCUUCACCACUGAGAAAGAGAUCAGGGUCACCAAAACCAUACACAGCAAGAUCAAGAUCAAAAUCAAGAAGUCACUCUAGAGGACCUUCCCCAAGAAAAAUUCCUAGAGGCAGAAGUAGGAGUAGGUCAUACUCUCCUAGAAGAAGAACAAAUGAUAGGUCCCCGUCUCCAUAUAAGAGACAAAAGUCAUUUUCAAGAAGUCGAUCACGUUCACCUUACAGAAGACCAUUAUCUCCAUUUCAAAGAUACUCAAGCAGAUCAAGGUCAAGGACACCUAAGGGUGUUUAUAGACGAAGCAGAAGUCCAUCACCCAGAAGAAGCAGGGACAGAUCCUUUUCUCCUAGAAGGUACUCUCCAAGGCACCGUAGACAGAACAGAUCUCUCACACCUAGACGAGGGAGCAGGUCUCCAACUUUGUCUAGACAGAGGAAUAGAUCUCCUAUGGCACGAAAGAGAGGGAGAUCUAGAAGUAGAACAAGAAGUCCAUCUUUGUCUCCUGCUAGAAGAGAAAGACGGCCAUUAAAAAGGACCAGAAGUCGAUCAAGGUCAUUUUCACCUAGUAGGCAAGGAAAACCUUUUAGACGGUCUAGAAGUAGGUCAUUUUCACCAAGACAAUCUCAGUAUUCACCUUUUAAGUCAAGGUCACCUUUAAGAAGGUUCCCAUCUCCAAGGAGAAGGUCAAGGUCACCAUUACCAGUGAGUGAGAGAAGUUCUUAUCGCAGAUCUCCUUCUCCCAGGUACAGACGAUCCUUAUCACCUCAAAGAAGAAGAGACAGGUCACUAUCACCUGCAAGGAGAAACAACUGGUCUCCACGUUCAAGCAGGAAUAGGUCCUUAACUCCCCAAAAGGACAGACGUCGUUCUCCCAACACUUACUCUACAUCUCCGUGGAAACAGGAGCCAAGGUGGAAAGAGAGUGAUCAGAGAGAAAAAUCAAAGACGAGCAUUGUUGAUAAAAUGUUAGAGAUUGCCGGGCAGCCUCAAAGAGGAAAAAUGGAUGUGAAAGAUUUGUAUGAUGUAUCAAAAAGAGAUGAUAGAAGAGGAGAAGAUAGGAAGUAUGCAAAAGAAAAAGACCAGAGAAAAUCAGUUCAUGAAAGAAUCAGUGUUUCUAAAAGUAUUAGUGAAAGAAGUAUUACUGGUCAGGGCAAGCGAGUAAGUGAAAGAGUUAGUGUUACCAAAAGUGUCAGUGAGAGAAAUGUGAGUGACAGGGAAGUUGUUGGGAGGAGCACAAGUGAAAGGGCAUAUGUAAGUAAAAGUGCUACUGAAAUUUCAGACCCAAAGGACAUGGAAUUGUUUGAGGCCAGGAAAAGAAAAUUCGGAAGGUCAUCAGAGGUUGGUGCUGAAAAGAAAACGAUAUCUUUGAAAGGUAUCUUACCUAAGAAAAAAGACAAAAAUAAGAGAGAAAAGGGGGAAGAAAAUGGAUCUAGAAAGACAAAAUCAUCUGAUUCAAAGGAGGAAAAAAGCUCCAGGGACCAUAAACAUGAGAAAAGUGCCAAAAAGACCAGAAGUGAGCUUAGUAGAAGUGCCAAAAUUACAGUGGAUAAACGCAAAAGUAGGGAAUCGGUGAAGUCUAAUAAGACAAGUGACGAUGAGGAUUCAGAUGAAAGUGUUGGAGGACAUCCAAUGACAGAUGACUCUGAAAGUGAAUCAGAUGAGGAGACAUGGAGGAGCAAAAAAUCGGCUAAUUCUGAGCGGAAUCGGGAUGAUAUAGAGCUUGAGCGGCGGAAAAGAUUGCUGGCAGCUCGGGAGAAAGAAAGGGAAGAAUACAGAGCACAGAGAGAGGAAAGAAGGAAAAAAGAGGAAGAGGAAAGAAAGAAAAAAGAGGAAGAGGAGAGGAAAAAAGAGGAAGAGAGAAGAAAGGAGAAAAUGAAGCGGCAAAAAGCAAGAGAAGAAAGAGAUGAUGUUGAAAAAACACGGGGAAGGGAAAGAUCCCAAGAAAGUGCAAUGGUGAACACAGAUUCUAAAGUGAAGGAGCACAGGCGAAAAAAAUUUAUAGAAGGAAGUGAUGAUGAGGGAGAUGACACAGCAUCUAAAUUGAGACUUAAAACAAGUGUUGUGUUACCCAGCAGAAAAGCUGAUGUUUCUAAAGGCCAAAUGUCUUCAAGAACAAUUGUAACUCGUGACAGUGAGGAGACUGGUGAUGUUGCUAAAAUCAGUCUGUCUAAGACUGACGCUAGGCAUUUAAUUCGAUCUGUCAACAGAGGAAAUAAAGAGGAUGACAUGGAGGAAGAUGAAAAUGAGGAAGGCAUGAAACCAUCAUCCAAGACUGAAGGCAAAGCAAGUCCAGUGGUGAUAUUCCAGUAUGACACAGUGAAAGACAAAGCUAGUCUUUCUGAGGAAGGCUCUUCAAGACGGUCAGUCCAUGCUCGCCUUGGUCUUCCAGUUGAUGUUAAAAAGGUAAAAAAGAGCAAGAGAACAGUGCGUGAAGUAUCCCCUGAAGUACAGAGGAAGACAUCUACACACAAGAGAGCAGUGCGGGAGGCCUCUCCUGAACUGCAGAGGAAAACAUCUUCACACAAAAGAGCAGCCUUUAUCAGUACCAAAGAAGAUGCUUCAGGUGGAAGUGGUGACUUGGAUGCUAGAAUCAAACUCAUCAAAAGGAGGAAUGCAGAGAUUGAGAGAAGAGAAAGGGAAAUCAAAAAGGACAAAGAGAUUUAUGGGUAACAUACCUUGGUAUUGAAGUUUAACUGUUAUUGUUUGACAAUGUAAAUCAUGAAUUUUGGAAAAGACAUCAUAAAAGCACAUGGUGUUGACAUUAAUACACCGAGUGUAUGUAAACUAUGAAUUUGUGGAGAAUGAGUGAAUAUACAUGUAGCUUGAUUAUAUUAAAAUUGUUAGUUUGCUUAAUGUGUACAUGUAUAUAUAUAUAUAUAUGAAUAAUGAUACUUAAAGAUUGUCUCCAUUAGAAUUUCUGUUCUCAAAGUGUAAAUAAAUGUAACAGUGCUACUGAAGUUGGUUGUUAAUGUUCAUGUUGGCUUGAAGGUGUUAAUAUUUGAUGACUUAAAUUUAUGCUUGAAAGUUGAACAGCAUGAAAAGGGACAAAACUGUUUAAUAUCAAAGGUACACUUAUGGAAACGAGAUACGCACAUUGUAAAUGUUUCUGCAUGUUAUCUGUAUAUUUCUGUGUAAUUUGUAUAUAUGUUUUUCUAGCUGGCUUGACACACAGUAGCAAGUUAUUUUAUCAAUAUGUUAGUAUUCAAAAAAGUAAACUUUGUCUGAUUAAAGAUUUUUUUUUCUGAUUCCAAAUUUUGAUUUUGAAUUUUUUAAAAAAUUAUGCCCUAGCCUGUUUAUUUUUCUUAAUUUAAAAAAAAAGAAAUAUUUCAAGUGUUUCAAGUCAGCUUUAAUGUUAGAGUAAAGGGUUAAUGAAAAGUUUUAACAUUAGAUAAGAAGUAAUUCAGUACAGUAAAUAAAGACAUCAAUUAUCAAGUUAUAAUCAUCAUGGUGUACAUUUCUCACUAUUAUUACUUAAUUGUAUUUCAAAUUGUAUGAAAGAUAUUCAUACUAGAAUUUAAGGUGCCAAUUUUUUUUUAAUGGGGCAGCAUGUGAAAUAUGUGAAUUUUUUAGAGACAUAUUUCUUGCACAUUAUAUCCAUAGUAUUUCAGUUUUAAGGUUUAAUUCAUCAUGUUCACUAUUCAAUAAUGUUUACCUUUAAUGUGUUCUCAUUAAUUAUCAGUUUAAACAAGACGGAAUAUGUGUACUGAGAUUUUGUUAAAAGUAGAUUUUUAGAUAACAUAUUCCGCCCAUAUAUAUUAAAUAAAAUUCCUGUACCAAGGUAAUUUUAUUUGAGGCUUUGUGCAAAAGUGAAUGACGAUACAUUCAUAUUUCAUCUUUGACAUAAGUUGUGUCUUUUACAGAAUAAAUGUUAAUCUACCGAAAUAUUUUACUUUUUAGACAUUUCAUUGUUUCUAGUUUAAAAAAAGAAGGGUUUCUCUAAGUGCUAGUAAUUUUAUAAGAAUAUUUAUUUAAAUGAUGGUUUACAUUUUUGUAAAUAGAUUAAUGUAAUAGAGAUUCUUCACAGUGAUUUUGAUUUUUUUCAAAUAUGACACCAAGUUUAAAGAAGACUAAACUAUUGAGUUUUUGAAAAGGAGUACUUCCUAGAUACAUAUUUAAUUGUUUUUAUGUUUUUCAUGUCUAAUUAUAUUUUCUAACUCUGGCAGUUUGCCUGAGUUUCAGUUCCAGCAGGGGUUUCAAAUAUUAAGGUGUUUUUUUGGUUUUAAAAAAGGUUCUAUUUCUGCUAGAUGUAGACUUUAAAGUUUCUUUCAUCAGAACUUUAUUUAAAUUAUUGUUCAUGAACAUAUUAUCACUUAGGAUUAUGUUAUACCUCCUAAAAUGUAAUAUGGCAGCACAGGUGCUUGUCUUUAUACAUGAACCUGUAAGAUAAUUUGUUGUUGCAGUUUAGAGUUUCAUGAAAUAUGGUGACAUAUAACAGUUUGCAAGAAAAUUAUUGAACAAAUAUUUCUGUUUCUUGUAUUGUUUUGUAUUUAUAAAUAUGUAUUUCAAAAGAUUAAAGCACAUUUCUUGUCAAGCAUUAGCAGUUUAUAUUUAGAUGUCUUCUGGAUGUUCAUACAUGUCAUUCAACAUUAAUCGGUGCACUGUUUUUAGCCAUGUAGCAUAUCAAAUUGUAUAGCUUUUUUUCAGAAUCAAAGAAAUUCUUGGACUAAUUGACAGUUUGCAGCAUAUCAAAGUUGACUUUAAGCCAUUCUUAGUUUUGUCUUUGUGUAGCGUCCUUCCUAAAUUCAAAAAUCUAUCUAUCUGUAAAAAACACACAAACCAAAAGGGAAAAGAGAAAUUUUUAGCACAAUUCCAGAAUUAUCAUCAUUUGAGGAUUUUCCUUGCAUUGUAACUAGAUACAACUAUGGGUUAUUGAAACAAAAAUGUUUGUUACACCACCUUAAAAAAAAGGAUAUUGUGAUCCCAAAAAGAGUAAAUUGUGUUUCAAAGAUUAGUAUUGGUUAAUUAUAUUUUAUGUUUGUUUUUAAUUUCAAAACCCUAAAACCAAUCCAUCCAUCAUGCAUGGACGCUAAACAUAGAAAAAAAACUUGGAAUGGCCUUAUAUAAUUUCAGUUUAUCUUAAUGAUGAGUAAUAACAAUGUUUUAUUGCUAUAUUGCAGAGCAGUCGUAUCAGCAGAGGGUUAUCCAGAAAUGGAUGUGGACAUUAUUUCAUUUAUCCCCAUUUGUCUUUCAGAAUCCCCAAUUGUCUUUCAGGAGGAAUGAGUCCAAAUAUGAAAACUACACACGAGCAGGGCAACAUGUCUUGUCUGUAAUUGCAUAAUUUGUUUUUACCAGGUGGAAGAAUAACCUGCAAUUCAUUAAAAGUUCCAUUUCUAUCCUAACUGUAGGUUAACUAUUAAUUGGUUUGUUGCAUUUAAUAUUUGUGAGUUAAAGUAGGUUGUGAAACUCGCUGAUAUUUCUUGCACGCAAAUAAGAGUUGGUUUAAAGUAUUAUGAUUAGGGUAAAGGAGAUACAGGUUUUUGUCAUUAAUUCGAACCAAGAUUGAAAUUCUCCAUAAGUGCAAGAACAUUGUGUUUUCUAAACAGAUAAAUGCUAUUGGAUGUACAAUUCAGUAAUAUAUAGGAGUGAAGCUUUACACCAUUCCAUCACAACCGACAUUAAAGCAGUCUUGGAAAAUUUUUAUGUUCAUUUGUUGAUUUCUAUUUUACAAAUGUUUUCAACUUUAUACAUUGUUUUGUUUCAGGAAUAAAAUAUUUUUAUACAAAAA